AUGGCAGCCCGAUCGCACAUCAAAUGGUACGAUCCUGAGACCGACACGGACCAAAAUAUAAUGGACGAACCCUUUCGCGCUUUCGCCAUUAUGCUUUACACAAUUGUGCACCAGUACGUAAGAGCGAUUGGGGAAGAGAUGGUUACAUUCAUGAAAGGAAUUCAGGACGUAGAAGGAUCUGUGGAUUCUGAAGAACGCCCAAGCAGCUUGCUUCGUCGACUCAAUGCUAUCAGCCGCGAUGUUAGGGCUGCAAGCCUGAAGGAGAAGUUUGUAUUCAGUAUGGAUGCAGCAAAGUGGGCGGACGCUAUCUUCAAACCGCUAAGAUACAUGGAUGAGAAGGAAAAAUUGCUACUGGUAGCUCGAGGGGUAGAGCAGUAUCAUCCAGAUCGUUUGCGAGAAGUUGCUGCGGACAUUCAUCAGCAUAUCGAGGAUGUUGUUGCGGAAAAGCAGCAGGAAAGACAGGAGCAGCUCCAGGAACAAGAAGAGAAACGAAAGAAAGAUCGAUACAAGCUGCAGAAUGACCAGAAGGCUGAGGAAAAGAUCCGGGCGAGAAGAGAGGGAGAGCUUCUGGAGCAGAGCAUUAGGAUUGCGAAAGAAACGAAACGCGACAGUCGUACCAUGCGCGGCAUAGCUUGGGUCACCAUCGCCUUUCUACCCGCAACAUUCGUGACAUCGUUCUUUGGCAUGAACUUCUUUAAUGGCAUCGCUGGAAGGGUACCAUUUGACGAAGCGAGCCGCAACGUCUGGCUGUUCUUCGCAAUCGCUAUCCCGGUUAGUGGCAUUGUUCUGUUGACAUUCUAUUUGUGGGACAAGCAAGAAGAGAAGAAAGAUGACGGAAAACUGCCGUCGGUGGAAGACGGCACCAUGACAAACCAACAAGAUGCUGUAACACAGUGCACAGAAAACGAUUUUGAACUAUCAGCACCACACAGCAGAGUGUCGCACUCCUAA
This is a messenger RNA of Alternaria ventricosa, 951 nucleotides long. RefSeq lists its product as uncharacterized. Gene Ontology annotation, cellular component: membrane. The record is from RefSeq and is a predicted model, not a curated record. The coding region runs from base 1 to 951 and encodes 316 amino acids. Gene Ontology annotation, molecular function: metal ion transmembrane transporter activity. Gene Ontology annotation, biological process: transmembrane transport; metal ion transport. The transcript is spliced from 2 exons. NCBI's taxonomy places the organism in Eukaryota, Fungi, Ascomycota, Dothideomycetes, Pleosporales, Pleosporaceae.